UGGGACAACACUGUCUCCCAGGCAAGCGAGGGCUCUGAACAGGAACCUACCAACCAAGCAUCUCCGCCGAACACCGAGGUCAGCCUCAACAACCAUCCCGUCCCGUCUCGUUCCUCAAGUGAUCAUGCGCAUUCCACUUUGAUGAACCAAUUCCCAGCCUCCCCCCCCUGGCCCUUCCAUUCUAGAUUGUCAAUUUCCAUCCGACGCCACCAACACCCAGCGCUAGCCACACCAAGAAAGCUUAUUUUGCUUCCUCGUGUCGGUGCCAUCCAUCACCCUGUCAUCCAUCCGGCAUACAUCCGGCAGCAUCGCGUCACGCAUCCAUGAGUCCAGCACAGGGGCACCAGCAGCUGUAGCACCACCCUGACCUCACAUCCGCCUUCGUCCGUCGGUCGCAAACUGCCAACUGCAAUUUCGACGCGCCAUCACAUCUCGACAAAACCUUGUGACGAGCCCACCUUUGCAUGGAGGGAGAGCCUCUCUGAUCCAUGGCCCCUCCCUCGGGCCUCCACCAAACCGCCCUAUCCUCCGACUUCGAGACCCCGUUCCCGCCCCUCGUCCGAUCGUCUACCGCGCCCGUCGCUUUCAAGUCGCAUCGCGCCGAUCCCUCCCAUCUGGCCCCCGAAGAUGCCUACUCCCCCGUGUCCCCGCCGCGCCGAACCAGUCUCUACAAUGUAGACGGCAGUGGCAGCGGCAGCGGCACCAACGCGCCCAAUGGCUCCGCGAACGAGCUACGUCCGAGGCUUAUCAGGCGCAAAGAGGGCAGCAGGAGCAGGAGCAGGAGGAGGCAGAGACGCUUCCAGAAGCUGCUUUGGGUGAAGCAGUCAUAUCCCGACAACUACACCGACCAGGCCACCUUUCUCGAGAAGCUCCAGCGCAACCCGCGCGUCAAGCCGUACGACUUUUGGCCUCUCGUUGCCGACUCGACCGUCAUUGUCCAACAAGUAUGCUCCGUCAUCAUCUUCGUUGUCUGCUUCGUCGGCAUCUUCCAAGAGCGUGUCAGCCCCGUGUCUGUGGUAGGCUUCGGCAGCUUUGCGACCUUCAUCGGCUGGCUACUAUGGGAUUGGUGGGUUGGGGAGGAGAGUCUGGGAGCGCAACGCGCAAUGGAUGGGACUACUACACAUUCACAUAGAGGGCGAGACCCUCGUCCCGUACGGCAUCAGGACUCUUGUGGUGGUCCAACUCGGAACGCGAGCAUCGUAAGUCUUCCGGGAGCCGGAGCGGGAGCGGGGACGGGGACGGGAGCAGCGACGUCGACACCAGCGUCUGCCCUGCCUUCAGCUGCGCCGUCCCCGCGUCUUGAUCAACAUCUACACAUCCCCCGCUUCAGCGUCGGUCCAGCCGACUCGCGCUCCGCAAGCAUCGAGCCAUCUACUGCCGCGGCCUCCCCUGCCGGCUCGCGGGCCCAAUCGGUCGCCGACUUCCACGAAGCCCACUACGGCCACCACCGACAACGGUCCUCGAUUUCCUCCCCCAUCCGCGGCGGCGGUGUUCUUCCUGGAAAUAGCCGCCUCCAGCUCCGUCUAUCCACCAUCAAAUCCGCCGUCCUCAUCUACUUCACCCUCUUGGGCCUCUCUCCCAUCCUGAAGUCGUUGACACGCUCAACCUCCUCCGACUCCAUCUGGGCCAUGUCCUUCUGGCUGCUUGCCAUCAACAUCUUCUUUUUCGACUACUCCAUCAACAACAACCCCUUCACACAAGCAACCAUCACCAACCCUCAUUCCAACCAAACCGGCGGUAUCGUAACCGGAGGCUCGACCCCAGCGCCAGCCGGAGCCGCAUUGAGAGCCGGAGUCGGAGCCGGAACCGGAGCCGCAACGCCCCUUAUCCCAACUUUGACCUCGACCUCCCCUCCCACAAGCGGCACUUCCACGCCUGCCACCAACGCCGGCACCGGCACCGGUGGCACCAGCUCGAGGCAGCCCGUCCCCGGUACUUCUUCUUCUUCCACCCCCACCGCCGUCCCCACCACCGCAACAGGCGGCACAACCACCCCCAUUCCAGCGCAGCACAAGUUCCCCAUCGCCUCUCUCUCCACCAACGCCGCCCUGAUGGCCUCGACCGUGCUCGCCUCUCGCCUACCGUCCACCGGCCAAGUCUUCUCCCUAACCUUGUUCUCCAUCGAAGUCUUUGGUCUCUUCCCCGUCUUCCGUCGGUACGCUCGCCACCGUUCGUUUCGGUACCAUGUCAUCUUGACUGUCCUUCUCUUGCUGGGAGCAGGAGCCGGAGUGGGCAUUAUUAUCGGGGCGCCUUGUCCCCCUCCCGGAUCUACUACUUCUUCUUCCGUUACGAUGGCCGCCGCCGCCGCCGCUGGUGCAGCAGGAAGAGAGUUGUUGGUGAUAUCACCAACAGAAGAAGUAAUAGACGGAGGAAUCAUGGCUUUGGGAUGGACAAGAGGGGUGUGUGAGUGCUGGCAAACGUGGCUCAAACAUUCGCUCCUCGGCAUGAUUGUUUCUUGCCUGAUUGCCGCGGUGGCCAUGGGCGGGUGCAGCUGGUGGCUGAUUGGGUUGCAAAAGUACAAAAACGAGAUUUACGGGCCGUGGGACCCGGCGAGGCCGAUUAUUAUUAGUAGACGGUAUUACGAUGAUGAAUGAAACGGACACUUUCUUGUUGUUGUUGUAUAAAGGGAUGGGUUUGGUAGAUUCAGAAUAGAUAAUGUUUCUCUUGUUUUUGGGUAUAUAAAGCUAGAUUGGAUCCGCGAUAUCAUGCGUUUGUUGUAUGGUCUAAUGGAGGUUGUAUGAUGAAAGUGAAGUGGAAGACAUGUGUGGUGGUGGUGGUUUGCAUCCUUCCUGACAAUGAACAUCAUAAAGACAAAUCAUAUCACCCACACUUUCACAUGCCACUCAUG
Messenger RNA from Neurospora crassa OR74A, 2848 nucleotides. RefSeq names its product phosphatidylinositol:UDP-GlcNAc transferase PIG-C. The transcript has a single exon. Gene Ontology annotation, cellular component: glycosylphosphatidylinositol-N-acetylglucosaminyltransferase (GPI-GnT) complex; membrane. Gene Ontology annotation, biological process: GPI anchor biosynthetic process. The record is from RefSeq and is a predicted model, not a curated record. NCBI's taxonomy places the organism in Eukaryota, Fungi, Ascomycota, Sordariomycetes, Sordariales, Sordariaceae. The coding region runs from base 489 to 2594 and encodes 701 amino acids.